Penicillium taxi is the source of this 1353-nucleotide messenger RNA. RefSeq names its product WKF domain-containing protein. The record is from RefSeq and is a predicted model, not a curated record. NCBI's taxonomy places the organism in Eukaryota, Fungi, Ascomycota, Eurotiomycetes, Eurotiales, Aspergillaceae. The transcript has a single exon. Bases 1 to 1353 code for a protein of 450 amino acids.
AUGGCCAAAGGCGUCUCUACGUCUGUUGCAGCAGAAAAGCAGACGAAACGGAAGACCAGAGACGAUGAAACCUCUACCACUAUCGAGAAGAGUUCGAAGAAGGAAUCUGUUGAUAAAAAAAAUAAGCGAAAGAAGUCAACCAGCGACCAGGUAGAGGAUGACGACGAAUUGAGCAAGAAAAAGAAGCGUCGGGUUUCUUUCGGACCGGGCACAAAGACCAAAGAUGGCAGUGAUAGCGACAGCGACAGUGAUGUCGACGCCGACGCCGACGCCGACGCCGAAUUCGAAGACGACAGCAGUGAGACUGUGACAGGCGAAGAAACAGAAGCCCAAAAAGCCGAAAAGGCGCUCGACGAAAUGCGAACACGCAAGCGCGAAAAGAAAAAGGAGAGGAAGAACAAGAAUGAUUCCGGCUUUGGUGCUUCGGCCUCGACUACUGAGAGGAUUCACGAGACGCCUAUCCUUUCAUACCUGAGCCACUAUUAUCGUGACCGUGCGACGUGGAAGUUCCAGAAGAAUCGCGAAACAAACAUCUUCAAGCACCUUUACUCGCUUGAGCAUCUGCCCGCGCAGUACAACAUCAUGAUCCUGGCAUAUCUUCAGGGAUUGAAGGGAGAUGGUGCGAAAUCGAGGUUGAGUGGAGCUGCUGGGGAGGUUAUCAGGGAUGAUAUCAAGAUUGAGGAGAAGAAGGGUGGCGACAAUGCGAAUAGCGACUAUCAACAGGCUGUUGAUAGCUUCAGGGCUUCUCUGGUUGCCGAGUCAGAGGACUUGAGUGGUGCUGGGUCUGGAGAGUCGCUGGAUGCAGCGGCAAAGAAGCGUCUCCAGAAGAGGCUGCGGGCUGAGCUUGUAUUCUUUGCUCUGACCACUGAGACGUUCUCGCUUGAGAAGCUGGAGCAAGAGAAAGUGAAGGUGAAGCCGAAGGAGAUGCUGGAGGAGAAGUCUGAACCGCAGAACAAGAAGAGGAAAAACAGAACUGUCGUUGUUGAUGACUCAAGCAGUGAGAGCGAAAGUGACAACACUAGCUCCAGUGGCAGCUCCAGUGAUGAUAGUGAUGAGGACAGCGACAGCGACAGCGACAGCACCAGCAGCAGUGGCAGCCCCGACGAUGAUACUUCAAGCAGCGGCAGUGUUAGUGAUAGUGAGAGCGACGACGAUGCUCCCACCCCGGCAAAGAAAUCAGUCGCCGCGCCUGCACCUACACCCACACCAGUGAGCACCAAGAAGGCCCGCUUGCCCAAGAAGAAAGUGCCAAAGCAGAAAAAGGAGGUUGCUCCAGGCAAGAACAAGAAGAAGCAGAAGCGGAAAAUGAGGACUGCUCAGAUUGAUAUUUCGAGCAGCGAGGACAGUGACUAG